AUGAAAAUGCAAUUCCUAGGCAUGCGUAUAUUUUCUCUAACUGCAGUGCUGUUGUUGACAAAGCUCCACAUGUGUUCGGCUUUUGGUCACAAGUUGACCAUAAUGAAAAAUAGUUUUCGUUACUUGCAAGAGAAUAUGCUGCGAAAUAGUUUAAAACGGGCUCAAAUCAAUUACGACAUACUUUUCGAAUGCCAGUCACAAUCUGUGAAAAAAUUUGUCAACCAAGAAAAUUUCAUACUACAAAUGGGAGACCUCAGGGGAUUUCAUCGUUUAGAUCCCACAAAGAAAUUGGCAUUUUUCCUACAUGGCUGGAACGAUGAAGGCAGUAAAGAAUGGGUAUCCGAAUUGUUGUUUACAUGGACCAGAUUUAAGCCCAAUUAUUGUGUAUGUGUUGUGGAUUGGGGUCAUUUGUCGCAAUCGGAUUAUAAAACGGCAUCGAUGUCAAUAUUUGAUGUAGGUCUCACUGUAGGAGCUAUUGUGGAAUUUUUGGAAAGACUAUGGCCAAACUAUAUAACCAGACGUAAUGUUACCAUAGCAGGUUAUAGUUUGGGAGCUCAUGCUGCUGGUUAUGCCGGAGCUGUGCUGAAUGGGGAAGUGGAACACAUUAUUGGCCUGGAUCCAGCGGGACCUUUGUUCACAUUGCCAGCAGUUGUUUCGACCGAAUUUCGUUUGGACCCCUCAGAUGCUCAAUUUGUACAAAUUUUACACACUUCCAGUGGUACCUUGGGUGUUGGUAUCAAAUCCGGGCACGCUGAUUUUUAUCCCAAUGGUGGAGCAGCACCGCAAAGGAAUUGCAACUCGUUUCUACAAUUGGCUGAUCUAUCGAAUACCAAUCCCAUAGCUUGCAGCCACUCUACAGCUGCUGUAUUCUUCAAACAAUCCAUGAAUCCUGAAUAUCCUUUUAUUGGCUAUCAUUGUGAUAGCUAUUUUAGUUACUCCCGUGGCUAUUGUUCGAAAAAUCGCUAUGGCCGUUUUGGUGUACAUUCUCAGCGAACUUCGCGGGGCGAUUUUUAUUUCGAUACACAAUCCAAAAAACCGUAUGUGAAGUCCACCGCGAAGCAGCGUUGGUCAACUGUGAUAGGAUUUACUAGAAAACAACCAGCUGGAUGA
Stomoxys calcitrans (stable fly) is the source of this 1110-nucleotide messenger RNA. Its product is annotated as pancreatic triacylglycerol lipase. The transcript is spliced from 5 exons. The record is from RefSeq and is a predicted model, not a curated record. The coding region runs from base 1 to 1110 and encodes 369 amino acids. Gene Ontology annotation, molecular function: lipase activity. NCBI's taxonomy places the organism in Eukaryota, Metazoa, Arthropoda, Insecta, Diptera, Muscidae.